AUGGCCGACGAAACCGCCCCUGUUGCUCUUGCCCUCCAGCUCCCCAAGGACAUCAUCGCCGAGUCCGGCUCCGUCAAGCUCUUCAACAAGUGGACCUACGACGACGUUGAGGUCAAGGACAUUUCUCUCACCGACUAUGUCCAGAUCUCCCAGCCCGUUUACAUCCCCCACACCGCCGGCCGAUACGCCAACAAGCGUUUCCGAAAGGCCCAGUGCCCCAUUGUCGAGCGACUCACCAACGCUCUGAUGAUGAACGGCCGAAACAACGGUAAGAAGCUCAAGGCUGUCCGAAUCGUCGAGCACGCUCUGGAGAUCAUCCACCUGCUCACCGACCUCAACCCCCUGCAGGUUGUUGUUGACGCCAUCAUCAACUGCGGUCCCCGAGAGGACUCCACCCGAAUCGGUUCCUCCGGUGCCGUUCGACGACAGGCCGUCGAUGUCUCUCCUCUGCGACGAGUCAACCAGGCCAUCUCUCUGCUCACCAUCGGUGCCCGAGAGGCCGCUUUCCGAAACAUCAAGACCAUUGCUGAGUGUCUUGCUGAGGAGCUCAUCAACGCCGGAAAGGGUUCUUCCAACUCUUACGCUAUCAAGAAGAAGGACGAGCUUGAGCGAGUCGCCAAGUCUAACCGAUAA
Yarrowia lipolytica CLIB122 is the source of this 633-nucleotide messenger RNA. RefSeq names its product 40S ribosomal protein uS7. Gene Ontology annotation, biological process: translation; ribosomal small subunit assembly. Gene Ontology annotation, cellular component: cytosolic small ribosomal subunit; ribosome. NCBI's taxonomy places the organism in Eukaryota, Fungi, Ascomycota, Dipodascomycetes, Dipodascales. Gene Ontology annotation, molecular function: mRNA binding; rRNA binding; structural constituent of ribosome. The record is from RefSeq and is a predicted model, not a curated record.